UAGUAAUCUUUGGCCUGGAGUUCUUGUCAAUGCUGUGGGUUGUUCGAGAAUAGGUGCUCUACAUGCAUGAACUUACUGAAUCCUCACACCUAAGAGAAGGUGUUACUGUCCCCGUUUCCAGGCGAGGACAGGAGGCACAGAGGCUGGCGCUCCCUGUAGGUCACAGCUGGGAGUGCAGCCACCCCAGGGGGAUGGCUUUGAGCCUGGGUUCUGAAGGCCGCUCACCACACCGCCUCCACCAAGGCUACGGAAACACCGUCCGUGGGGACACGAGCUUUGGGAAGCUUCCCUAAGCCAAGUCUGCACCUUGACCCCACAUGCAGUCCUCCGUUCAGAGCACCACCGCCUUCAGGGCCCCGUCUCCGCGUGCCCUCAGCCCAGCUUCAGACUCAGGGCUGGAAGUGGGUCACAGGAUGGAAAAUGAGAGGGCUGGCCUGAGGGGAACUGGAAGUGUUUGCUAUGACGGGAAAGCAGAAGAAAGGGAAAGUCCCUGCCUUCACCCUCCCUGGUGACGGGAAAGGGGUCAGGCCCUGUGUGUGCGAAGGUAGGGAAGGAAGAGAAGGACCAGGGGAAAGGGGGAAAGGGAGGGAGGGCAUGUGGGCAGACAGGCAGGGACCUGGAGCCCCAGCAGCUUCUUCAGAAAGCGCUUCAGUUUGCAGCGUUGAAGGCGGACGUGAACGUGCAGAGAACGCCCAGGCCUAUAGGGUUUUCUAGCACCAACUCCUCCACAUCCCCCACCUACCAAGGGCUCCACUGUUAGCCACACUCUCCCCUGCACCCCCACAGUGUUGGAAGGGACGUCUAGGAUGAAGGCGUGUGGCCCCAUGUAGGUCUCCAUGGCAGUGAGACGAGAGCUGGACAAGUUCUUGGCUCUGCCUGUGCACAAAGCUGCUGGGCGGGGGAGAGCGAAGGGCAAGAUUGUUCACUGGUGUGAGUCACUGUGAACCCCACCCACUUGAGGCAAACUUGGCCAGUUUAAGUGGUGGGAACUGUCAACCGGGCGAGGGACUGUGGCUUUUUCAGCAGCCUCGUUAGCUCUCAGUCAACGAGGAAGCCUCUGGGUGAGGAAACUGUGGCCAGACCAGCAGCGGGCCGUGCUCUCGGCCCCCUGACUGGAGGCUGUGGGGCCUGUGCACAGAGCACCUGCAGACGGAGCCGCCCGGCCACCUGCCUCUGGAGAUGCUGGGGCCAGCUCUCGCCUUCCUAGUCCUGUUCCUGCAGGGACGGCACAGCCCAGCCGCUUCCUCUUGCCCGGAACCCCUGUCUCCGGAUGGACCUGUGGUGAGACCUUCGGGCACGUCUUUCUGCUUAGGGCCCGGCCACACCCCGACAGCCGUGAGGUCUUUUGACUGGCAGGUACGGCUGCGCUCAAACCCAAGCCCUUGUGUGCUGUUCACUUGGAAGAAUGAUUCUAGGUGGCAUCAUGCGCAUCGGAAUGCCAGUGACUGCAACAAUAGGCUCAAUUUUAGCAUCAAGGAGUUAAGGCUCCUCCUUAAGGCCGCUCAGCCCGACGACAGCGGCACCUACUCCUUGGAGGUCACCUUUGAGAACGGCACCGUCAGGACCCACCGCUUCCACGUGUCCGUGUUGGACCCUGUGGGGAAGCCCGAGCUGCAGCUGCUGGAGCAGACGGCGGCCCUGGGCAGUGGACAGUGCCGAGUGACCCUGAACUGCUCGGCCUCCGGAGGUGGUGAUGUGACCUACACCUGGUUCCGAGGGGGCGAGAGGAUCCCGACGCCCAGGAGCCCCUUCCGACUGGAGGAGCAGGUCGAUGUCAACGGCGGGCACAUAUACACCUGCAACGUCAGCAACCCCGUCAGCUGGGCGCACCAGAGCCUCCAGCUCGGCCAGGGCUGUGGGAGCGCCCCCCAGAAGCUCGGCCUCCUGCCCCUCUUGAUGAUCAUCUUGGUUCUCAAACUUACACUGCUGGGCACCCUCACUAGCGUCUGUGUGUGGAGAAGGGGGAGGAAGCCGGCAGAGCCCGGCCCAGAGGCAUCGCUGACAGUUUAUGAAGAUGUCAACCACCCGCCAGGCAGGAGCGGCCAGGUUGGAAAGAUACAACCCAGAGCUCAACACGCUGCCUGACUCAACACCAGGAGCUGGAGAGCUUUUCUGUAUAAUCCCAGGGGCCACUGCUGGCCUCCCCUGUGUUGGGACCCAGCGUCUGUUUUGGGAAUCAGUGCAACGGAUGACACCAUAUGAGUCUACAUAAUAGUUCCUAGUCUGGGAGUUUGUUGAUGGACUAUAUUUAGUUUUGAAAAUGAUUUUUAACAGCGAUUAAAAUGAAGCAUCCAUCUUAUAUAAAAACUGCUGUUUGAAAUUUUAACCCUGCUAUUUCUGGCUUCUGUAAAUGCUUGCUGGCUUAAAUAAUAAGGAAAAUAAGACUACACCCAUUUCAGAGAGGCCGUAAACUCUGCCCCAGACAAAGUUAUCAAUGCUGGCGUCAGGCCAAGCCUUUGUUUGAGGUCUCAAAGCACCAGCACAUAGGGCCCUUUAAGAACUUGCAAAGGGAACUGGAAAAACCCCAUAUUGGGGAGACCAAGAGGGUAAGAUAGUAUAAAUACAGGAAACUUCCUGUGUGAUUUCACCCAGAAUUUGGGAGUCUCAAGCUCCCGACUGCUCUGAACUCC
This is a messenger RNA of Myotis daubentonii (Daubenton's bat), 2630 nucleotides long. RefSeq names its product natural killer cell receptor 2B4-like. Gene Ontology annotation, biological process: natural killer cell activation involved in immune response. NCBI's taxonomy places the organism in Eukaryota, Metazoa, Chordata, Mammalia, Chiroptera, Vespertilionidae. The record is from RefSeq and is a predicted model, not a curated record. Gene Ontology annotation, molecular function: MHC class I protein binding. Gene Ontology annotation, cellular component: membrane; external side of plasma membrane.